UUAUAUCAGGGGCGGACUGACAACUCAUGGGGCCCCCGGGCAAUAGGGGAUCAUGGGGCCCCUGUGUCCUUGCCCAAACUCAAAAAAGCCUAUGAAAAAGGUACCAGGGGCAUUUCAUGGGGCCCCCUACUGACCCCAGUGCCCGAGUUUCCAAAUGGUCAGUCCGCCCCUGGUUCUCAGUCUUCCCCUGCCAGUGACUCCAGUUGUCAGUCAGAUAGAUAGUUUGGGGACUCCUGCUUUAAAGAACAGACACAAUACAAUAUAUACAGACCCAGCAAUGAAUAUUUAGCGGGUCUGCACAGCAUCCAUC
Staurois parvus is the source of this 310-nucleotide messenger RNA. NCBI's taxonomy places the organism in Eukaryota, Metazoa, Chordata, Amphibia, Anura, Ranidae. The record is from the annotation of a GenBank genome assembly.